GAGAAAGGACUAAUAGUAUAAAAAUACGAUUCGUUGCUUUCCCUUUUGUUAACAAAAAAAAAAAAAUCAUCUUUCCUCUCCACAUCCUUUCUGACACCUCACCUCUUCUUCCUCCGUCCCGUUCCGUUCUCCACAAAAAAGCGAUUGAAUGGACUCCAUCUCUCCGCUUUCCAAUCAGACGACGACGACGACGAGCUCUAGCUCCGAUCUCUCUCGCCGUAAGCGUAGGAAGAAAUCUCCACCGUCUCCGCCUCCAUCGUUGGAGAAAUGGAGAUCGGAGAAGCAGCAACAGAUCUACUCCACGAAGCUCGUCCACGCUCUUCGCGAGCUUCGAAUCAGCCAACCGUCGCCAAAUCCUAACGGCAGAGCCGUGCGCGAAGUCGCCGACAGAGCGUUAGCCGUCGCGGCUAGAGGCAGAACGCUAUGGAGCCGAGCGAUACUCUCCAAAGCGGUUAAACUCAAAUUCAGGAAACACAAGCGGCAGAGAAUCGCGAACCCGGCGUUGACUCAGCCGGUAAUCGCAACCGGGAGUCUCAGGUCGAAGAAACAGACGGUUAUGAGGAUUAAAGCGAAAGGAUUGCCAGCUGUACAGAGGAAAGUUAAGGUUUUGAGCCGGUUAGUUCCCGGUUGCCGUAAACAGACGUUACCGGUGGUGUUGGAAGAGACUACUGAUUAUAUAGCGGCUAUGGAGAUGCAGAUUCGCGCCAUGACUGCUCUUCUCUCCGCCGUCAGCUCUCCGACAGAACAUGAAGAGGAGGGACAAACACAUGUGCUUGGUUAGUUGGCCAAACUGUCUUUUUCCUUUUUUUUCUUUAUCAAAAAUUUAAAAAACAAAAAACAAAAAAUGUUUCUCAUUAUUUUUUCACUGUAUCGUUUGCGGGUUUGAAUAUUUUACUAUUGUGUCAUUUUACCAAUUUCAUCAUGUAUAUCCAUUUUUUUUAUCUUGAAUAUCUCUGUUACAGUGAUUGAGCUCUGUAAUCGUAAUAAAUUUCAGUUUCUUGAUAA
Brassica napus (rape) is the source of this 1005-nucleotide messenger RNA. Its product is annotated as transcription factor bHLH147-like. Gene Ontology annotation, biological process: regulation of DNA-templated transcription. The record is from RefSeq and is a predicted model, not a curated record. Bases 149 to 781 code for a protein of 210 amino acids. The transcript is spliced from 2 exons. Lineage: Eukaryota; Viridiplantae; Streptophyta; Magnoliopsida; Brassicales; Brassicaceae.